AUGGCACGUUCGCUGCGGCUACUUCUGGUUCUGCUCUUCGGCCGGUUCUGCGAAGGCUUUUACUGCAGAGUCCUUGAGGAUGUGGCGCGAAACCUGCCAAGAGGAUGGCGGCAAGCCCUGAGGCAAUUCAAUGCGCUGCUUUGCCCAGCGGAGCCCAAGAGGCCUGAGUUGUCUGAAGAGUACCUGCAACAUUUGGAGCAUCCCGCUCUAUUCUUCCGCGUGGACUUCACCAAGAAGGAUCUCCACGAGAAAGUGGGCUUGGAUUUGUCCCUCCGCAAAGACUACCUUGAAGUGGAUAAGGUGAUUCCCGACGGCCCUGCGGCCCGGUGGAGCGCCCAAAAGCCCUUGAAGGCGCUGCAACGGAGAGACCGGAUCAUCGAGGUGAACAGAGUCAUCGGGAACGCCACAAAGAUGGUUGAGGAGCUGAAAAGAUCGGCCUUUCUGCGAUUACUCGUCCUCCGUGUGAGUGAAGAGGACCGCAAGGAGCUGGAGCGACAAAAAGCCGAGAAGGACCUUCUGAAGGUGCUGCAGAUGCCCGGACCUCCGCAGCUGUUGGGCGGCAUCCCUGAGCCGAGCAUUUCCAAGGUCGCCACGCUUCAUGCCCGCAACGUGGAGCAAUUUCUGGCCAUCCAGCCCAUCACUGUGCUGAUGGUCUAUGCCCAUGGGUGCAGCCACAGCCAGCGGAUGACGCCGGAGUUCCGCAGGGCCGCCGAGCUGCUCGAGGUGAAGGAGCCGACUGUGAGGUUCGCCAAGUUCAACCAUGGUGACAAGGCCAAUGGAGAAAGCGACCUGUGCGAGCCGGAGAGGCUGAAUGUUUCAUCGUAUCCUGCCUUCUUCCUGAUCAACGGGGGGCAACAUGAGCCGUUUUCCGUCCACUCGGCAGAGGAGAUGGCGGCCUUUGUCUCGGCCAAAGUGCGAGGGAAGGAUCCCGACAGGGAGAUCCGCAAGGUCUUGCUGAAGAUCCGACCGAUGCUCUAUCGUGAAGACACGCCUCCUGAGGAGGUCUUGGACUUGGAGCCUGAAGCCUUCGACGAGACAGUCUUGCUGAACUAUCCGGAGAACAAUCGGAUUUGGAUCAUCAAGUUUUACAGCGAGAAGUGUCCCUUCUGCCGGAGCCUCAAGCCUGAGUACCGGCGGGCCUCUCGGGAGGUGAAGUCGCCGAACAUCCGCUUUGCAGCAGUGAACAGCCGAGCCUUCCCCGACCUGGCGGAGCGCUUCGGCGUCAGCAGCUACCCGUGGGUCAUCUCGAUCUAUGCAGGGCGAAGAGGAGAAGACAUGACCGGAUUAGGAGGUGCCGAGAGCCUGGUCCGCUUUGCGCGCGAGCAGCAUCAGAAGCUCUAUUCUGGAUCGCCCAGCUGGGCGGAAGAGUGGCCCAGAUGGCCAGCGCAGGACUCCCUGAGCUCUCUCGCCGAGCCCUCGAACAGCAGUGGUGGGACCUGGCGCGAGUUGUUGGGGCGAAGCACCUGGUUCUUGCUGCAUAGCAUGGCGGCACGCUACCCAGAGACCCCCAGCAAGGCCGAUCAGGUGGCUUUGCAGGGCCUAUUUGCUUCAUUGGGGCAGCAUUUCCCCUGCCCCAUUUGCCGAACGCAUCUGCGUGAAAAGCUCUUGAGCCUUCCCUUGGCUCACCACAACCGCACUGAACUCACCAAGUGGUUGUGCCAGCUGCACAAUAUGGUGAACAAAGAUCUUCACAAAGCGCAGCACUCAUGCAACUCCUUUGAGUUGGAUCUUCAGUACCUCAAGAGCUGCGGCGAGUGCACACAGGUGCAUAUCGAAGAAGAGGAUGAAGUAGCCGCACCUGGCCAUUGGAACUACUUCCAGUACAUGGAGAUGGCUCCGGCUGAAGCUCGGAGACAUGAGCUGUGUGGGACCUCGGCCACCUCAGCCGAGUCGACCCGGUGA
This is a messenger RNA of Durusdinium trenchii, 1902 nucleotides long. Lineage: Eukaryota; Dinophyceae; Suessiales; Symbiodiniaceae. The record is from the annotation of a GenBank genome assembly.